AUUAAACUAAAUAAAACAAACGAUAUAUACGUACGUAACUCGUAGUGCUUGACAUACUUAAAAAGUCAUAAAAUGACAGUUACGCCAUUGCCAGAAAUUUAAAUAAAUAAAAACAUUGUAAAUGUGAUCGUUUGUGUGAGAAAAAUCGUAUCUAAUAUAAGUUAAAAACGUUUUAUAUGUAACCUAAAACAAAAUGCCUGCAUCUAUCGGUGUGAACCUGCGUGUGACAGGACAUUGUCGCCAAGGUGGUAGAAAAUAUAUGGAAGAUUUCUUUUCGGUUGCAUAUCAACAAACUGAAGACGAAAAAGAUUUGGAAUAUGCAUUUUUCGGUAUAUACGACGGCCACGGUGGUGCCGAAGCAGCAGCUUUUGCCAAAGAACAUCUUAUGGAAACCAUAAUUAAACAUAAAAAUUUUUGGUCAGACGACGACGAAGAUGUAUUAAAAGCCAUCAAAGAUGGUUACAUAGCAACGCAUUACGCUAUGUGGCGUGAACAAGAAAAAUGGCCAAGAACAGCAUCGGGAUUACCAAGUACUGCAGGUACUACUGCUAGUAUAGCCUUUAUUAGGAGAGGUAAAAUAUAUAUCGGUCAUGUAGGUGAUUCUGGUAUAAUAUUAGGUUAUCAAGAGCCCGGUUGUUCUGAUUGGAAGGCGAAACCAUUGACUCGAGAUCACAAACCUGAAAAUGCGGACGAAUUGAAUAGAAUAAAAAGUUGUGGAGGCAAAGUAGUUGCAAAAUCGGGUGUACCACGCGUUGUAUGGAACAGGCCUAAAAUUGGUCAUCAAGGACCAGUUCGUAGAUCGACCCCCAUUGAUGAAAUACCAUUUUUAGCGGUCGCUAGAAGUCUUGGUGAUCUUUGGUCUUAUAAUUAUCAAAGCAAUAGAUUUAUCGUUUCACCUGAUCCGGAUUGUACCGUUAUAAAAAUUGAUACUAAUCUACAUCGAUGUUUAGUAUUUGGUACUGAUGGUUUAUAUAACAUGCUGAGUCCUAUCAUGGCGGUGCAUAUAGUACAGCAAGUUGAACGACAUAACGAAAACGCAGCUUUGAGUGACUCUACUUUCAAAACUUGGUUAAAUCCAAGUAAAUUAUUGGUAGAAAAAGCUUUAGAAAGGUGGCAUUCCACAAAAAUGCGUGCAGAUAACACAUCGGUUGUUACUUUGAUGUUAGAUCCACCAGGACCCCCAAGAGCCCAAGUUUUAAAAGAUAGAAAGAAGAAUUUACCAGAAAGAGGUUUGAAAAUUAUGACUCGUUUUGACGGCGAAUCGACUCAGAAUUCGUCUUGCGAUAAUAACCGACCAGUACCGGAAGCGAAUCAACUUCCUGAAGAACAGGUUAAAGAAGAAAGUAGAGAAACGACGCCCGUAUCAUCAAGUGACCUUACAACGACCAAUUUUCCACUGAAGGAGCGAAAUUUUUUACCGAAACCCCGUGAAAGCACCAGCUUCGAUCCUCGAGUUUCCGAUAGCGGCAAAGAAAAUCUCAAAGAAGAUAAUACAAUACAAUGUAACGAAGUAUCUUCGAGUAAUAUCGAAAUAGAAGAAGACGAAGAAGGGAAUAACGUAACCAAAAGUGGUAAACGUAAUUUGAGAAGUGGAGGUGAAAAGAGGAAAUUGGAGAUUGAUGAAAAUGAAUCGAUCCAAAGGCCUCGGAAGAGCGCCCGUAUCGAUAACAACCGGAAAAGAGUGGGAGGGUUAGUGGAGGAGAGGAGGGCAUUCGAGGCGGAGGAGAAAUUGAAAAAGUUGGCAGAAGAAGCAGAUCUAGUUAAACGUGAUGGGGGGUUAAGUGAAGGGAAAAAGAGAACCGGGCUGUUAAGUGGACCUAUAACAAAGAAGGGAAUUAAAAGUAUGUUUGAUAAGGUGAAGAAGGUACGAGAAACAGCAGUGAUGAAAGCUAAGGGGAUGAAAACGAAAAAAUUACAAGUAUCUGCAAAAAAACCAUUAAAAGUGGUAUCAAAAAAAGCUACUUUCCAUAGGAAUUCAAAGAGAAACGUCUCUAAACGUCGAAAUACAAACGUCGUUCCAAAACCAAAGAUAAAAGAAAUAAAUAAAUUCAACAAAAAAGAAAAUUUUCAAGAGAAACAAACAAAAAAAGGAAAAGUUUUUAAUAAGAAAAAAGAAAACCUCUUGAAGGUUGUAAAAAACAACAAUAUUUCUAAUGUAAAAAGCUCGAGGAGUACCAGGAACAGUACCGCUCCAAAAUUAGAUUCUUCGAGCAUAUCCACCCAAAAAUCGCCUUCGACGAUCAAAACGCCGAAAUUGAUUAAAAAAAAUCGACAGUCUUAGAAAAGAAUGUACGAAAUCCCAAUUUUCAUUUAAUUUAAUUCCAGUUUCGAUUAUAACAAAUUUAUUUCAACAAUUGAUUUGCAUUUUUCGUUAUUUUCGCUCGAUUCGUGGACGUAUUUUUCCCAUUAAAAAAAUAAAUGAAUCGAAUCUUGAAAAAAAUAUUUUUUAGUUUAGCAAAACUGUACUGAAGAUUCGAAGUAUAAGACUUUAGAUUACUUAAGGAUGUUGGAAUUUUUAUUUAUCUCACAAUUUUGAUUUUAUUAUGUACAUAAAAAUGGUGGAAUAAGAAUUUUAACGACCA
This is a messenger RNA of Diorhabda carinulata, 2582 nucleotides long. RefSeq lists its product as uncharacterized. Lineage: Eukaryota; Metazoa; Arthropoda; Insecta; Coleoptera; Chrysomelidae. Gene Ontology annotation, biological process: protein dephosphorylation. The coding region runs from base 194 to 2281 and encodes 695 amino acids. Gene Ontology annotation, molecular function: protein serine/threonine phosphatase activity; cation binding; mitogen-activated protein kinase binding. The record is from RefSeq and is a predicted model, not a curated record. The transcript has 8 exons. Gene Ontology annotation, cellular component: cytosol; nucleus.